Messenger RNA from Drosophila willistoni, 1380 nucleotides. RefSeq lists its product as uncharacterized. NCBI's taxonomy places the organism in Eukaryota, Metazoa, Arthropoda, Insecta, Diptera, Drosophilidae. Gene Ontology annotation, biological process: hemolysis in another organism. The record is from RefSeq and is a predicted model, not a curated record. The coding region runs from base 2 to 1327 and encodes 441 amino acids. The transcript is spliced from 2 exons.
CAUGCGAACCGAGUAUGCAGUGGAGUUUUCGGUCGCAUUUUUUAUUUUCUGCGCUUAUUCUCGUGCUGAUCCGGAAGCAUAUAUAGCUAUUGAAAAUGGCCUCAAAAGUCUGUCAAACGUCGUAGUGAAAUAUCAAAGUGAAUUCGAUAUGAAAAUUAAAUUUGGUCCAUUACAAGAAGCCAUUGAUGAAAUUGACAAAGCUUUAAUAGGCAUUCAGGGUACAGCUACAAGUAAAACAAUUGAAUUGCACAAAACGAACAAGGACGCGCGGUUGGCAUACCAAAAUUGUGUUGGUCCUGUAUUUGAAUGGUGUGUUUCGAUCAAUCGUACGCUUGAUCUGUUUAUCCCAUAUAUAGCUGACAAACAAUUGACAAACGAUGACCGAAAUAUUAUAUGGCUUAUGAAUAUCGAUGCGCUGAGUGAUGGUCAAGGUAAAGUCUCCAGCUCAUUGGAAUUAUUGAAAUCUGUACAAAACAAGACGGCCGAUCUGAAAAUUUUAUUGGAUGCCAUAAAGCAUGAUCUACAUCAUGAUCUUGCUCCACAACGACAGGACAAAGAUGGGAUUCAGGAAUCUUUGGCAAGGCAUAACGUAUACGCCACAGGUGCAUAUGCCACCGCUGGAGUAAUUGGGACUAUUUUCACUUUGAUUGGAAUUAUCACAAUGGGUCCUAUAGGUGCAGCAUUGGGCAUCGGUGUGGCAUUUACCUCUGUAGGCCUGGCACAUGUUUUCGAUAAGGACAACAAAGCUUCGUUGGAACAACAAUUGAAAAGCAUAGAUACGUUUUUCAGUAUUAUUGAUGAAAAAAUAACAAAUGCUAGUAAAAUUGCUGAUCAGGUCAAUAUAGACUUGGAGGAAGAUAAGAAGAAUCUUUAUGCACUUUCUGGUCUGAUCACAGCUGCAAAUAGAAACAACCAAGCUUUAUUGAACUCUUCUCCGAAUUUGCGAAAACUUCUUGUUCCAAGCUUUCAGGCUUUGGGAAAAUCAUGUUAUGAGUACACAAUUUGGCACGGAUAUGGCUCAACAGGUUAUCAACUUAAAAAUGGCAGAGCUAAACGUCAUGUAACCGAGACUUGUAAAACUAAUAGAUGGAAGGCAUUGCAAACUCGAAUGAAAUCGUUUUCUUUGAACACCACAUUUGCCACCAUUGUCUCCCAAGCUCAUUCUUUUUUAAUGGAAAUCGAUUGUGAAGAAAUAAAUUUGCCUGUACCAGCUACAAAUGAAAUUUCCAAAGAUCCAUUGCGUUACCCAAUUAACCCAUCAAAAAUAAUUUCGUCACAAUCAAAUCCUACACUGAAUAUAAUUGCAUCAUAUUUAAAAUACGUUUAAUGAGAAAUGGGAAAAAUUCCUUAAGUUAGAAAUAAAUUUAGUAAUAUCUGAAA